AUGUGCGGAAUAGGAUUGACGAUCAGAACGAUCCCCAAAGGAUCCCCUGGACCUCUCGAUCACCAGCCCAGUACCACUCAACAAGCGUCCGUGAUUGAUAAUUCGAUUGGGAAUGCAAUUUCUCCCAGGGGACCUGAUUUUCAAACCCAGACAUCCCGAGUCGUCAGUAGCGCCUCAGCCCAUCUAGACAUCGAGAUAAAAUUCUUCGCAUCUGUCCUUCAUCUCCGUGGACUCAGCCUCACCCAGCAGCCAAUCAGAGCACCAGAGACUGAGAAUCUUCUCUUGUGGAAUGGCGAAGUUUUUGAUGGAAUUUCACUUUCCGAUGUCGAGAAUGAUGGGCAAGCCGUUUUGAACAAACUUGAGGGUCGAGGCAAGAAAACAAUUCCAGAAGUUUUUCUUGGUAUAGAAGGACCUUAUGCUUUCGUUUACUACGAUACAUCAUUGAAACAAAUUUGGUUUGGACGUGAUCCACUGGGUCGACGAUCACUGAUGAAGCUCGAAACAAUCCCUUCUCAGCAAGACGGCUCACAUCGCCUCUUGAUGAGUGUAGCUUCGCACUACGAGGGUAAAACAGCCUUCCUCUCGUCAGAGUUGGCUACUCAUAGUUUAUUCUACGUCGACCUGAAAGAUGCCGAAGAGCUGCGCACCCUCCAAGUGUCUCGGGGGUCACCUGCGAUCCUGCUCAACCAACAAAUUCCACUUGAAUCAGAUCGGGUGCCCUCGUGCGGGCCAUGGCCACCGGCCUUAAUCACAGCCACCACUCGCUUACGCGACAGUUUGAACAAAGCACUACGCAGGCGGCUGCUCAACAUUUCCACUCUUUACCGGACCGGUGAACAUGAUUCCAAGGUUGCAAUUUUGUUUUCGGGCGGACUUGAUUGUACAACCUUAGCUUUCCUAGCCCACUUUCACGUUCCCCUGGGUGAAUCCAUAGACCUGGUCAAUGUCGCAUUCGAGAAUCCGCGUGCAGCGUCUAAUGCAAGACGUAAUAAUAAAGUCAUUAACCCAGACGUAUUCUCAGUUCCAGACCGCCAUACCGGAGAAGAAUCGUGGAAAGAGCUUUGCCAACUCACGCCGGGCCGAACUUGGAGAUUUGUAAAAGUGGAUGUAAUGAUGUCGGAUUAUCUUAAAUACAAAGAUCAGAUAAUCGAGCUCAUGUGGCCCAACGACACCGUUAUGGAUCUUAGUAUCGCUGCAGCACUUUUCUUUGCUGCUUGGGGCGUAGGAAGCUGUCGGCUUGAUCCAACCUCCAAUCAAGUUACCCACUCUUAUCGCUCUCCAGCUCGCGUGUUUUUAUCCGGCUUGGGUGCUGAUGAAUUAUUAGGAGGAUAUUCGCGUCAUCGAUCGGCCUUUUCCAGUCCAUCGCCGUGGAUCAAUUUGAUCCAAGAAUUACAACUAGACAUCGAUCGUAUUCCUACUCGAAACCUUGGACGCGAUGACCGGAUUAUUGCCCAUCAUGGCCGUGAAGUUCGAUACCCGUUUUUGGAUCGCGACGUGAUUGACACCCUCGCAGGUCUACCGGUACAUCUCAAAUGUGAUUUGUCGCUCGAAAAGGGAACGGGUGACAAGUUGUUGCUCAGGGUCUUGGCUCAAGAACUCGGUCUGAGCCAGGCAAGCAAGUUGGUAAAGAGGGCGAUCCAAUUUGGGGCUCGGUCAGCCAAGUUGGAGGGACUUGAAAAGGGGACAGCUGGAUUAAGACCCCCUGGUGAACAUCCCACUGAAGUAGCAAGUGUAUGA
Puccinia triticina is the source of this 1737-nucleotide messenger RNA. RefSeq lists its product as uncharacterized. The transcript is spliced from 7 exons. Lineage: Eukaryota; Fungi; Basidiomycota; Pucciniomycetes; Pucciniales; Pucciniaceae. Bases 1 to 1737 code for a protein of 578 amino acids. The record is from RefSeq and is a predicted model, not a curated record. Gene Ontology annotation, molecular function: asparagine synthase (glutamine-hydrolyzing) activity.